Messenger RNA from Loa loa (African eye worm), 354 nucleotides. RefSeq lists its product as hypothetical. Lineage: Eukaryota; Metazoa; Nematoda; Chromadorea; Rhabditida; Onchocercidae. The coding region runs from base 1 to 354 and encodes 117 amino acids. The transcript is spliced from 2 exons. The record is from RefSeq and is a predicted model, not a curated record.
AUGAAGUUACACUAUCUUCAUAAACAUAAUUUGAAUUAUAUGACCAGAAAUUAUUAUUCAAGAAGUCCUCCAACUUAUCAUGUUUACACAAGUGACCUAAUUAAGCCCUGCACAUUUCCGGAUUAUGACACUCAUUCUAUCGUUUCAAAUGAUCCUGUCGGAGAAGAGUCAUUAGAGACGGCGCUAAUUCCAUUGAAAAUUUGGCUUGAAAUAGAACCUAAUUUGACAGAAGAUCGUUGGGUUCAAUCACUUUUGUCCGUUUCGUUGCAACUCACAUUUCAGAGUCGUAUCGCCGAAUUGUUCGGUGGUACCAUCGAUUUGGUGCAAUUAAAUUGCUCGACUAUUGAAUAUUAG